Molecule: messenger RNA, 1374 nt
Organism: Encephalitozoon romaleae SJ-2008
Lineage: Eukaryota; Fungi; Microsporidia; Unikaryonidae
Product: Ser/Thr protein phosphatase PP1-1 gamma catalytic subunit
Exons: 1
Coding region: 1-1374 (457 amino acids)
Cellular component (GO): nucleus; cytosol
Molecular function (GO): protein serine/threonine phosphatase activity; protein binding
Source: RefSeq, a predicted model, not a curated record
AUGGAUAUCAGGCAAAUGGAGCAUCUGAGGCAGGAAGCAAAUUCUUUGUUCAAGAAUCAGAGGAUAGAUGAGGCACUGGACCUUUACAAAAAGUCUUUUAUGGAAGGAAUGAAGUUUAUGGUACCUGGAUCCUGGAAUGGCCCUCUUGAGGAGCAGUUGUCUUUGUUAGCAUAUAAUAUUUGUAUAGUUUACUACAAAAGAAAGAACUUUCCAAAAUCGUUAACCUUUGGCCUUGAAUCGUUGAAGCGCUGCAAAAACGACAAGGUUUUACAUAAGAUAUGUACUAUAUAUCUCAGAAUGGGGAUGCUAAAAGAAUAUGUAGAGAUGUAUGAGCAGAUAGUAGAUAAAAGCUGUUGUAGAGAAAUUAAGGUCUUACUAAAUAGAAUGAAACUGGGUAGCCAAACAAUUGAGAAGUACCUAGAAAAUCGUAUUACACUGGAAAAGUUGUACGAGAUGUCCAAAGAAAUAUCUGAAGGGAGAUUCAUACCAGCAGAUGUAUUGGAGAGCAUUCUUGAGCAAGGAGAAAGUCUUUUACUAGGAUGUGAGAACGUUGUGUAUGUUGAAAGUAAAGGAGAAGUUCUAGUUUUUGGAGAUACUCAUGGACAAUACUUCGAUGUUGUGGGGGUUUUGAACAAGGUAUUUGAUGGAGAGAGGAUAUUUAUAUUUAAUGGGGAUUAUGUGGAUAGAGGAACACAUUCCGUGGAGAACUUUGUUCUGCUUAUCUCUCUGAAGAUUCUAUUUCCGGGAAAAGUUCAUCUUACAAGGGGAAACCAUGAGCUCAUGGAUAUAAACAAAGCCUAUGGGUUUUUCGAUGAGGUAAAAAGGAAGUAUCCGUUCAGUAGUGGUUCUGUGUACCAAAAGUUUCAGGCUGUGUUUAGAGCAUUACCCAUCUCAAUAAUCGUCAACGAGAAGGUCUUCAUAACCCAUGGGGGAUUACCAGGGACACCGACAAAAAUAGAUGAAUUACAAGAGUCGUAUAGAAUGACAGAUGCUCACACAGACGAGCUAUUAAAGGGUUUUUUGUGGUCGGAUCCUGAAGAGAUAACGGGAAUAGAAGAAAGUAAAAGGAGGGCCGGAGUGGUUUUUGGAAUAGACAUAGUAGACCAGUUCUUGCAAGGAAAUGGGCUGGAUCUUCUGGUAAGAAGCCAUCAAGCUAUUGAAAAUGGAUACAAAGUCAACCAUGAAGGAAAGACUGUAACUGUAUUUUCUGCACCUGAUUAUGAGGGUACUGAGAGCUCAGGGUCAUAUCUAGUUUUGUACCCUUCCAAUGGUAGGGAGGACGAGGUUGUCAAUGUAUCCCGGCUUACAAAAUAUAAAGUAGGAAGAUUUGGAAAAUCCAAGCCUGGAGAGACUCUAAAGCUCUCAUAUGAUUAA